Messenger RNA from Apis mellifera (honey bee), 1812 nucleotides. RefSeq names its product transcription initiation factor TFIID subunit 11 (gene Taf11). Gene Ontology annotation, cellular component: transcription factor TFIID complex; nucleus. Gene Ontology annotation, molecular function: transcription coactivator activity; protein heterodimerization activity. NCBI's taxonomy places the organism in Eukaryota, Metazoa, Arthropoda, Insecta, Hymenoptera, Apidae. The transcript is spliced from 7 exons. Bases 642 to 1610 code for a protein of 322 amino acids. The record is from RefSeq and is a predicted model, not a curated record. Gene Ontology annotation, biological process: RNA polymerase II preinitiation complex assembly; transcription initiation at RNA polymerase II promoter.
CGAUAUUCACUUUAUAAUCGGUAAACAUUUCCAACAACGCUUAUUGAUCCUGAUGGUUAGAUAACAAUGGGAACAAGUAAUUCUCACGAUAUAGGCGGCAAUCGAUUACACGCGUUUACCGAUUAAUGGCAAAUAGUAUUUCACAUUCCCUUCCAAUCUCCGUUUCAUGCGAAUAUAUUGCACGAUAAAUAUACAAUAAUCCGUAUAAACAAAAGAAUUCAAAUAUAUCGUUUAUAUCGUGGAAAAUUAUUUUUACGAAAAUGGUUAUUUGGUCAAUCGAAGAACCAGAUCUCUUUACGGUUAAGAAUUAGGUUAGGUUGAGUUUGGAAUACGUCAAAGAAUUCGAUAGAGAUAAUAUGUGGAAAAAUUAUACACGGGAAUAUAAUUAUACCCGAAAAUAUAUAAAACAUAUUUCGUUCAAUCAAUUUUCUUAUUAUGUAAAUGUUGAUACACAAUAUCGAAUUGCACGUAGAGAAUUUUACAUCCCGCGUAUCUAGCAUAAAGUAUAGAAUGACAAACUUCUCGGUCGGUAUAUUCAUGCGCUUGCGCACACGUGCGCUGUUUAUUUUUUCUCGAUCAACAAUGUAAUAUUUGCGUAAUAUCUAUUCAUUUUUUGUUUUAAUAACAUAUUGGUGCGUAUUAUGCAAUUACACGUUAACGUUAAUGAUUUACACUACAAUCAUUAUGCGAUUUCUCUUGUAUCAACAAGAAAAUAUCGACUUGUUCUUCUUCAAGAGAGAGAUAGAAAACAAGAUAGCAAACAAGCACCGAUUCACAAAGAAGAAGAAGAAGAAGAAGAAGUCGUGACAUUAAGCCUUGGGGAUACGCCUUCGUAUAAAAUUACACACUUCGGACACCUGAGUGUAUUUUAUUAUACAAUGGAUAAUAUUUUUGGUAAAGAAGAUUCUGGGAAUGAAAGUGAACAUAUAGAUAUUGAAGGAAAGGAAGAAAAAGGUAGUCCUUCACAAAAUUCUGGAACUAAAGAUGUAGAAUCAAUAGAUGUUAAUGAUAAUGAUAACGUACAAGUUAAGAUAGAAUAUGAUGCAAUGAGUUCGCAAUCUCAAUCUGAUGGAGAAGAAGUAGGUUCUAAUUUAUUAUGUACAGUAGUAGAAGAUCAAUUGGAAAUUGUCAAAAACGAAAAUGAUAAUAGAGAAGAAGAACAAACAACGGAAGACAUAUUUGAAAAUGAUAUAGUACUACCUCAUGCAAAUCCAACAAAUGUUAAAGAAAGAAGAGAAAGUAAAGAGAAAAGUAAAAAAGAAUUGGAAGAGGAAGAAAGGGAGAAAAUGCAAGUAUUAGUAUCAAAUUUUACAGAAGACCAAUUAGAUAGAUAUGAAAUGUAUAGAAGAGCUGCUUUUCCAAAAGCAGCAAUAAAAAGAAUUAUGCAAACUAUAACAGGUUGUUCAGUAUCGCAGAAUGUGGUUAUUGCUAUGUCCGGUAUUGCAAAAGUAUUUGUCGGAGAAAUAGUAGAAGAAGCUCUUGAUGUCAUGGAAGCUCAUCAAGAAUCAGGACCAUUACAACCAAAACAUUUAAGAGAAGCAGUUAGAAGAUUAAGACUUCAAGGACAAAUUCCAAAUGGUCGUGCCUAUAAAGCAUUUUUCCGAUUAUGAAUCAUCUCAUUAGCAUAAUCAUUUAAAACUGUGAUUUAAUACAAAUGCCUCCAAUAAGUUGCAGAAAUUAAAUAAAUAUUUUUGUAUAAAAAAAUAUGAUUACUGCAAUAUGUUAAUAUUCACAUAAAAAGUUGUUACAUUGUAAAAAUAUCUUAGAAGUUAUAAAAAUAAGGAUAUACAUUUUAAUAAAUAAAUAUAUACA